Molecule: messenger RNA, 2676 nt
Organism: Baudoinia panamericana UAMH 10762
Lineage: Eukaryota; Fungi; Ascomycota; Dothideomycetes; Mycosphaerellales; Teratosphaeriaceae
Exons: 2
Coding region: 1-2676 (891 amino acids)
Source: RefSeq, a predicted model, not a curated record
AUGCCCUUCUGGCCCUUCAAGCGGCGGCGGAGCGGCAUACAUGACGUAGAACGACAACCACUUGACGAGAAGUCGCAGGCAUUGCAGGGCAAAGCUGGUUCUCCCGACCAAACGUCAAAGUCAGCAGGAAGAAGUAAGCGGCGCAUCUCUGCGCAGCAGGAGAAGCUCCUCGAGGCGCAAUCUACCGCCACCAAGAAAAGGCAGGGCUCCGACAACAAAGAGAACGUAUCUCCAGCGGCUACCCGGAGACGCAGCAUCGAGGACAUCACCGCACUACCUGGUAGUAAACGGUUAGAUUCGAGCCCGCACUUGCGACCAGUGGAUCUGGAACGACCUGCCAUUCCAUACAACUUCCGGCCCUACUCAGCGUCGCAGACAAGCAUACAGCGACUCAGUGCGGAGCCUGCGAGACCCCGGACUCUUCGAUCAAGAAACAGUGGAAUCAGCGGAGCCCCGUCACGGCGAUUUUCGGGCAGGCGCAAAGACGCGACGCUUCGUGAGGAGGAACUCCGGGCAAUGAGCCAGCCAGUGUCCAUCCCAAAGCGUCGCGGAGAAGGUCCUCUGCGGACCGAUAGCAAGAAGUUUCGCGGCUUAGGCAUUCGUGGCUCGAACGUGUCGUUGCCACCGCAGGAGUCAGUACACUCAUCAAUGUCUGGCGUCGCUGAGCAGCGCGGCUGGGAGGUCGGCGUCUGGGCUGCAUUCAAUCCACGGCCUGCGGUACGACUUUCUGGUACGCCGCAGUAUGUCGCGCCCUCAAGCUUGCCGGGCUCUUCAAGAGUCUCACCGCAAGUAUCGAAAAAAGACAAGGAGAAGCAGCCCAUGUCGCGAACUUCUGCGAGGAAGCGACAAACCGUCGGCGCGCAGGCGGACCAGUUUGACGCUGGUGACUUGCGGGUGCUGAUGGAACGCGACGCAAAGCGGAGAGAGCGCCGUGAGAAGGAGCAACAGGAGAAGCUUGACCGUAAACUGCGAGAGCGGAAGGGCCGCAACCGCGGAGACAGCGACAAGAGUCGCCGCUCCGCCAAAGAGAGGAAGCAACAGGCGGAGGAGGUGCCACCGCUGCCCACCGAAGAUGCGAGAAUCCGUCAACUCAUGACUCCGCCACCCGAUACCCACCCAGCUCUACGCGGCGAGCUGAUCAGGAAUGAGGGCGAAAUUGUGGGCUUAGGCGAAGCCAUGGAGGCUACCAGUGUGUACUCGCGUGACCAGCAUCAGGACACAACCCCCGAAAAUCCAUUUGAGGAUCCGCCGCCACCGUUUGAGGAUCCACGCCCGGCGCCUUUGCCGCCACCACAAACAGCCCCCCUAGCAGACCUCGAACCCACACGCAGCAUACCUGGAGCCUUCACGCCCCUCGAGAGCCCGAUGGAAGACCCGAUUGUGUCUACCGCGCAGGCCGUCCGUCUGUCACAAACUUCAACACCACCACUGUCGCCAAUUCGUACGGGUCCACCCGAACGUGUCUCUUCCCGUCUCAGCCAAGUGCAAACCCCAGAUCAGAUAGAUGCUCCAUCCUUGCCAACGGCGUCGCGGAGAACAUCUGAAGCUCGUGAGAGGCGGCCGGGUGCUUGGGCCUCUUUCUUCCGCAGGGGUGCCACCACGUCACGGAGACCUGCAGAGGAAGAAGGCAGAGACUCACCGUCGCCGUUGUCUUUCUCCAACACUUCGCGCGAGUCAAUGCGACACCAGCCGCUGCCGGCGCAUCUAGUCGGCACGCAAGCGCAGCCAGCUCAGCUUAGGAAAUCUGGCGCACCUGUAAGGACUCAGAGCAAGUUCCGAGAAGAUCUACCUGAGAUUCCUGUCUCGCCUCCGGACUCGAGGAUACCCUCUCCCGAUGCCACACAAGCUGCCGCGAUAGCUGCCGCAAUAAGACGAGCACGGCAAACGCCCGCUAUGGACGUACCGGGCGCUCGCUUCGAGACCCCUGAUCCGGCUUCGAUCAAUCGCAACGAUACGCCUAUCAGCCCAGACACGCACAACAAUGGCUUGAUGUCCGCCUCAUUAGCAUCAGUGGACUCGGAAGCUUCGUGGCUCGCAAGCGCCGGCAAGCGACAAUCAAUGCAGUCCUCGAUUAGCAGAGGCAUGGGUUCGAUCAGUAAACGCAAGCCCGAGUUCACGGGCAGCUACGAAGAGCUCGGCGGGGACAGAGACGCCGAGUAUUUCAAGCGCGUGACUCCAAGCCCGACGAUGCGUGAAGGGCGGCGGCGAAAAAGCUCAACGGCUCUUACAGGUGCUGGUCCGGAUAAAGAAAGCGAGGACGGCGAAGAAGAAGCAGCAGUAGCAGCAGCAGCAGUAGCGCCAGGUGCCCAACCUUUCACUGUGCACGAAAGCAUGCGGCGCAAACCUACGCUCGUGCACGGUGACCCCCGCCUCAAAUCACGCGAAGGUCUUACUGAGUAUGCCGCCGCCACGGAGACGGCAGAGGUAGAGGUAGAGGCAGAGGCAGAGGCAGAGGAGGGCGGCUCGCCGAAGUCCGAGUACGAACACGAGGAAUCGGAAGUGCGCAGCGCGAAGAGCGUUAACUAUGGUCGGCACCAUGCGAGACACCUUUCUGCAGGAAGUGCGAAAUUGUUGGAUAUAUCUUCUUCGAAGCGGGCUUCUGCGGAUCUUUCUACCAUGAGCCAGAGGAGCUCGAUGGUGGGACCUGCUCCUGCAAGUCGGACAAGCCAGCUUUGA